Messenger RNA from Haliaeetus leucocephalus (bald eagle), 651 nucleotides. It is a transcript of the gene SNAI3, whose product is annotated as snail family zinc finger 3. Gene Ontology annotation, biological process: regulation of DNA-templated transcription. NCBI's taxonomy places the organism in Eukaryota, Metazoa, Chordata, Aves, Accipitriformes, Accipitridae. The transcript is spliced from 3 exons. Gene Ontology annotation, molecular function: DNA-binding transcription factor activity, RNA polymerase II-specific; RNA polymerase II cis-regulatory region sequence-specific DNA binding. The record is from RefSeq and is a predicted model, not a curated record. Bases 1 to 651 code for a protein of 216 amino acids.
AUGCCCCGCUCCUUCCUGGUGAAGAAACCUUCCAGCACCCGCAUCCCCAACUACAGCCAGCUCGACACCGGCGCUCGCGAGCUCGACGGCUUGUGCGACUGCGGGGGGCUGCUCCCCCCCGGCCACCGCCAGCCCCCCGCGCCCCCCGCUCCUCCCUGCCUGCAGGACCGUGGCCGCCUUCUCUCCCGCUUCCCCCUCCUGCUGCCCCCCGAUACCAAGGCUUCCCCCAUCCCGAUGGGCACCCACAGCCCGGGCACCCCCUUGAAGGACAUCCAGACCCUCAACCUGCCCCUGCGGCGGGGGCCGCACCGGCGAAGCUUCAGCUGCCGGCACUGCGCCCGGGCGUACGCCAGCUUGGGCGCCCUGAAGAUGCACAUCCGAACCCACACCUUGCCCUGCCAAUGCCGCCUCUGCGGCAAAGCCUUCUCCCGGCCCUGGCUGCUCCAGGGCCACAUCCGCACCCACACAGGGGAGAAGCCCUACGCCUGCCCCCACUGCAGCCGGGCUUUCGCCGACCGCUCCAACCUCCGCGCCCACCUCCAGACCCACUCGGACGUCAAGAAGUACCGGUGCCGUGCCUGCGCCAGGACCUUCUCCCGCAUGUCGCUGCUGGCCCGGCACGAGGACGGGGGGUGUUGCGGUACGUCCUGA